This is a messenger RNA of Nicotiana tabacum (common tobacco), 2210 nucleotides long. RefSeq names its product silicon efflux transporter LSI2. Gene Ontology annotation, cellular component: membrane. Gene Ontology annotation, biological process: transmembrane transport. The record is from RefSeq and is a predicted model, not a curated record. Lineage: Eukaryota; Viridiplantae; Streptophyta; Magnoliopsida; Solanales; Solanaceae.
UAACUGCUGAAGCAGAAAAAUAGCUCCCUGUCAAUAUCAGUUCUCGGCAGAUUUAUUGAUUCAUAAAUAAUUACAUUACAGUACUAUAUAAACGAGUAAUCAUGUGCCGUAGAGUCGGUGUGUAUUUUACUGAAAACCAUGCUGACAAGUGGUGAACCAAAAUUGAUUCUGUUCUUUACCUUUUAAAAAGUUAAUGGUGAAAUGUGGAUCAGUUCCCUUUUCAAACUGUUGCUAAAUAAGUACUCCUAUUCAAAUCCAGAGUACAGCAUCUGAAACGAACAGAGAGUAAUGCCAAAGAACCCCUUUGCAUCCCACAACCUUUUUGGCUAAAGAUUCAGUAGAAAGUACACUUGCUUUUUUGGUCAAAAAAGAGCUAACUCGCAUCAGCUCUGAUUCUUCUUCUAGCUGCCAAUUAAUGUUCUGACAAUCGGAGUUUGGACUUAUACUAAGGUACAAAAAAUGGCUAUGGAACCAACUGUUAAAGUGGUUCUUGGUUCAAUUGCCUUUGCUAUCUUUUGGGUAUUGGCAGUUUUCCCUGCUGUCCCUUUCAUGCCUAUUGGAAGAACUGCAGGAUCUCUCCUUGGGGCUAUGCUCAUGGUCCUUUGUCGAGUCUUGACUCCAGAUCAAGCGUAUGCUGCUAUCGAUCUUCCAAUUUUAGGCCUUCUCUUUGGGACUAUGGUUGUUAGUGUUUAUCUAGAAAGAGCAGACAUGUUUAAAUACUUGGGUAAAUUGCUGGCUUGGAAGAGCCAGGGAGCUAAGGAUUUACUUUGUCGAAUUUGCUUGAUUUCAGCCGUUUCAAGCGCCUUUUUUACCAACGAUACUUCUUGUGUUGUGUUAACCGAGUUUGUGUUGAAAAUAGCUAGGCAACAAAAUCUUCCACCCCAUCCCUUCCUAUUAGCUCUAGCCUCAAGUGCAAAUAUUGGAUCAUCUGCAACUCCAAUUGGGAAUCCCCAGAACUUAGUCAUAGCAGUACAAAGCAAUAUAUCUUUCGGGAAGUUUUUAUUUGGAAUUCUUCCUGCACUGCUUGUCGGCGUAGUUGUUAAUGCCGUGCUGCUUCUUUGUAUGUAUUGGAAGGUGUUGUCUGUCCAUAAGGAUGUGGAAGACGUAGUUCCUGAGGAAGAAGUAGUCUCCCAUCGGUUUUCUCCAGCAACAAUGUCACAUCUUAAUUCCUCGAAUUCUCAAGAAUUGAACAAUGCCUUGGAUUCUAUGACUAUCAGCAGCUCUCCUAGGAAUCAUGCUGAGACACUUAGAAAUCGUGGCAAUUUUGGAGAAAGUGAAAUACAAAAUGCCUCGAAAGAAGGACCAAAUGAUGGAUCAGUACAGAAAACAGAAGAGAAUGUGUCUUCAAAAAUUGAUGAAUAUGAAGAUGAAAAUUUCACAUCUUAUGACGAAAAGGAGAAAUGGAAAAAUAUGUUGUGGAAAGUAUGUGUUUAUCUGGUUACCAUUGGGAUGCUAAUAGCUUUGCUAAUGGGUCUGAAUAUGUCUUGGACUGCUAUCACUGCAGCACUUGUACUCGUCGUUCUUGAUUUCAAAGAUGCUAGGCCAUGCUUAGAAAAGGUUUCCUAUUCACUCUUGAUAUUCUUCUGUGGUAUGUUCAUCACGGUUGAUGGCUUUAACAAAACUGGGAUUCCAAGUGCUCUUUGGGAUCUUAUGGAGCCAUAUUCCAAGAUAGAUCAUGCUGCGGGAAUAGCAGUUCUUGCUCUGGUCAUUCUAGUCCUGUCAAAUGUGGCUUCAAAUGUGCCUACUGUCUUGCUGCUUGGAGCACGCGUAGCUGCAUCAGCAGCUGCAAUAUCUCCGGCUAGCGAGCAGAAAGCAUGGCUCAUCUUAGCCUGGGUCAGCACUGUCGCAGGGAAUCUUUCACUCUUAGGCUCAGCAGCAAACUUAAUAGUAUGUGAGCAGGCUCGUCGCGCUCAACACUUCGGCUACAAUCUGUCAUUUUGGAGUCAUCUGAAAUUUGGAGUUCCAUCUACGCUUAUUAUUACAGCCAUUGGUUUGAUUCUUAUUGGAGGAUGACACAUAUUUAGCCACUGUACUUGUGUUCAUAUAUAAGCUUCAAAAUGGAUUGUCAAAUGCAUCUCUCAUUCUUGUUUAAAUGUUGAUUCAUGGAAAGGUAUUUAUGAACUGUACAGUUUCUUUAAAUUUUCAGCAUUACCACUUUCAAACUGAGAUACAAGAAACAAAAAUUUAUAAACAAGAGAGUAUUCCAUCUA